AUGUUUUGUUGUACUGUUAAUCAUCGUGAUGCAGCCUCGUUACUACCAAUUAUACAACAGUACGUCCGACCAGUUAAAACGAGUACCAGUACAAAAAAAAAACAAGAAACACGGAAUCAUCGUAGUACGAAUAAAAUGAGACAAAUAAAUAAUCGAAAUACAAUUUUAAUAGCCUCACUGAAUGAAGCUAAAGUGAGAAAUCAUAUCAAAGCGCAAACAAAACCAGUAAUUACAACUACUGAGCAUAAACAGCAGCAGCGACAUAGUUUAAGAUUGACACAAAAACAACGGGAUCCUGCAUUAGACACAUUAUCAUUUAAAAGAGUCUCUUUGAAUGAAACGAUGAUAACUAAAUCAGUAAUCGAAGUACCAAGAUGGCGUGUUCUAUCUACGAAUGAUGUCAAACAACAAUGUAAUGAUGAAAGCGACAUUGAGGAGGAGAAAGCAGAUGAUAUUCUAGCAAGGCAUUAUAAAAAUAAGCUUGAAGAACAAAAGGAUCGAAAAUUAUAUGAACGUUGGGUGAAAAAUCAACGAGCAUUAAGAAAAAUCCAAUGUCGUCGUACACAUACACAAAGUUUGACAGAACAAACCAGACAAAAAUUAUUACGUCAGUUAGUGAAAGAACAGAAAAUAUUUAUUAAUGAUAAAAUUUGUACUAAAUUGGCUAAAUAUUCGUUAGUUUUUGAAUACAAUAUAGAAAAUACAUUAUCAUCUAAUUAUCGUUUAAUCGAUUGGAAAAGUUUCGAAAGUAUUUUAACGGCAGAUGAAGCGAAUACUGAACUUGAUAUUAUGAUUCAUAAUUUGAAAGCCGUUCGUUUAACGACGGUUCCACAUAAAUCGACAUCAUUAGAAGGAAGUAAACGAAGCUUACCUGUACGUGAGAGAUUGCAUGAAAAAGUUAAAAAACAACCAUCAUUAAAUGAAAAAAGCAGACGCUUUGAUAGUUCGUUAAAAAAACGAACACGAUCAAACGAAAAAGAAAAUUGUGGCAGUGUCAAUAGUCACUCGUAUAUAACAAGGCAGACAUCCUUUUGCUAUGACAGUACGCAGGAGCGAAUGAUAAGCACAAUUCGUGCUCACGAAAAAACGUCUCCAAGUCCCACGCUGCGAUAUAUACCAGUUUGUAGAGCUCGAUGCGCUGAUUACGAUGGCAUAAAUCAUUUUCCUCCAUAG
This is a messenger RNA of Didymodactylos carnosus, 1173 nucleotides long. The record is from the annotation of a GenBank genome assembly. NCBI's taxonomy places the organism in Eukaryota, Metazoa, Rotifera, Eurotatoria, Philodinida, Philodinidae.